AUGAGUGAACAGCUCAAAUUCAUCGUUGAACAACUCAACAAGGACCCGUUCAAGAAAAACUUUAACCUCAUCACGUUUGACUCCCUCGAACCGAUGCAGCUCCUGCAGAUUUUAAACGAUGUUCUGGCUGAAAUAGAUCCAAAGCAAGCUAUAGAUAUCCGUGAAGAAAUGCCCGAGCAGACUGUGAAGAGGAUGUGUGCUCUCCUGGGGAUGCUGAAAUAUAAACCUCCAGGAAACCAGUCUGAUGUGAGUGGUUUUAGACAGGGUCUGGUUACUGGCAGCAAACCCGUGGUCCACCCAAUCCUUUACUGGCUGCUGCAGAGAGUCCCUGAGUUGAAGAAAAGAGCGUACUUGGCUCGAUUUCUUGUGAAACUGGAGGUACCUGCAGAGUUCCUGCAGGAUGAUGUCAUCAAUGAUACCUAUCACCAGUAUGAGGAACUGGUGGAAGGUUUUAAGACAUACCAUAAGGAGUGUGAGCAGCUGAGGACUUCUGGCUUCUCCACAGCAGAGAUAAGAAGGGACAUCGGUGCAAUGGAGGAAGAGAAAGACCAACUAAUCAAACGUGUGGAGAGGUUAAAGAAGAGGGUGGAGUCAGUGCCCAAUCAUCAACGGAUGCUGGAGCAGGCCAGGCAGCUGCGAGUGGAGAAGGAGAGAGAGGAGGCACUGGCUCACCAGAUGCAAGAACAGAAAAACCAACUGUUUCAAGCAGAGCAGAGACUACAGAGAUCGCAGCAGCAGUUGAAGGAUUUGCGGCAGGCAGCAGCAGAUGCCAGUCCAGAGAGCUUAAUGAAACGACUUGAAGAGGAGAUCAAGAUCAACUCCUACAUGGUCUCUGAGAAGCUCCCCAAGGAGCUGGACAGCAUGAGGCGAACAGUGCAGUACCUUCAGAAGGUGGCGUCUGAGCCUGCCAUGGGCCAGGCCGACCUGCAGGAACUGGAGGACAAGAUCAGAGAAGUUGAUUCACAGAUAAAUCAACUGAUUGAGAAGAGGAUGAUGAGAAACGACCCGAUGGAUGACAAACUGACUCUGUACAGGCAGCAGGCCUCCAUCAUCAUUCGAAGGAAGGAGGCAAAAGCAGAGGAGCUUCAGGAAGCAAGGGAGGAGCUGGCGACAGCUGAGCGGGAGCUGAGACAGAGGACCAGCCAGGGCCGAGGUGGAGAUGGAGAGGAGGUCAUCAGAGGUGAUGAGCUGAAACGUUUGGUGGGGAAACUGCGCAGCAAGGGAACGGUUUACAAGAAGAAACGUCAAGAAAUAACUGAGAUGAAAGCAGAAUAUGGAGUUCUACAAAGAACGGAGGAGAUUCUCAAGCAGAGACAUGAGACUGUCCAACAGAAGCUGCAAAGUGUGGAAGCUGAGAAGGGCAUCUCUGGCUACAGUGACACUCAGGAGGAACUGGAAAGGGUGUCAGCCAUUAAAAGUGAACUAGAUGAGAAGAAAGGCCGGGCACUGGAUGACAUGUCUGAAAUGGUGAAGAAAUUAAACUCUAUGAUAGUGGAGAAGAAGUCCGCUUUAGCUCCGAUCAUAAAAGAACUGAGAUCACUGAGACAGCGGUGUCAGGAGCUCAGCCAGGAGUACGAGGAGAAGAAGGCACAAUAUGAAAGUUGUGCUGCUGGUCUGGAGAGCAAUCGAUCCAAAUUAGAACAGGACGUUAAAGUGCUGCGAGAUGCGACGGCGCAGGAUGAAAACCAAUACCAUUAUAUCAACUGCAUGUCCGAGAUCAUUGAGAUGCAAAUACAGCGGGCGGCUGAUGAGAUGAAGGCCUACGUGUCCUCUGAUCCGCAAGAGAGGAAGAAGGCCAUCAGGGAAGUGUACAUGAAAAACAUUGCAGAGCAGGAGUUACUUGGCAAGAAGUUACGUGAAAAGCAGAAGAUGGUGAAGGAGAGCCACAGCAGUAACUUGGAGCAGGUGAAGAUGUGGCGUGACCUGCAGCAGCUGAUGGAGUGUAAGAAACAGUGUUUCAUCAAGGCCCAGAACCAGGCGUCCAUCGGCCAGGUCAUCCAGGAGGGGGAGGGGGACCGGCUGGUGCUGUGAGGACACGCCCAGGUGGGGUCAACAGCCAUUCACAUGUUCUAUGUUUAAUGCUUUACACCUUUGUUUCAUAUCUGUAAACACUAAAGAAAUAUUGUAUGUGAGCUGUUAUUGUAUUACCUUCACUCUUCAUCCAAAAUACUGUUGAGUUUGAGGAUGACACUGUUUAAAAUGUUUUAUGAAUCCAGAACUUAAAGUAACACAUGUAACAGGAGGUGUUGCAGGACAAGGGUUUUACUUUCUCUGGCCCACUCCACACUCCAUUUUGACACAUCUUUAAGGAUACACUUUCGAUCAAAGUGUUCAAAGAUAACAGUGUACAAAGUGCUGCACUUGGGAUGUGACCGCGGUCAACUAUUUAUGGCAGUAGCCACAGUGACCUUGGACAGAGCGUCUUGCCAAUUUUGGAAUUCACUGGGACCUCCUCUGUGAGAUGCACAUGAAGGAGUCGAAAUAUACUGAUUGUUGGCAUUUCUACAUGAUAUUUAUGUAUCGGAGAUAUUUUCGACUGAGAACAGAUAGCUUAAUAUUUUUGUCUGUAUUUCUAUUAAAUAUAUUCUUCCUUUA
Sphaeramia orbicularis (orbiculate cardinalfish) is the source of this 2595-nucleotide messenger RNA. It is a transcript of the gene ift81, whose product is annotated as intraflagellar transport 81 homolog. Gene Ontology annotation, biological process: intraciliary transport; cilium assembly. Gene Ontology annotation, molecular function: tubulin binding. Lineage: Eukaryota; Metazoa; Chordata; Actinopteri; Kurtiformes; Apogonidae. Gene Ontology annotation, cellular component: intraciliary transport particle B; ciliary basal body. The transcript is spliced from 18 exons. Bases 1 to 2031 code for a protein of 676 amino acids. The record is from RefSeq and is a predicted model, not a curated record.